GGGGUUUUUUGAGGAUUCCAUUUGGGAAAAAAGCCACCAGAUCACUCACUGCCCAGAAGUGGGGGCUUGGGGACCCCCACUGCUACCCUUUCCUAAGCGGGAGCCCUGGCGCUGCCCUUCCCGGGCUGCCUGGGGCCCUCUUCGCUCCCCCCUCCGAGGACCCCGCCCAGCAGGCCAUGCCCAGGCCUCUGCCCCUGGCCCACGGGACGCGGGUCCCCAUGCCCCCGGCUGGAGACAGCAGGCAGCUCGGCCAACGGACGGGCCAGCUGGUUCCCUUCAGGGGCAGCCUUGCCCCCUCUCCCGCCCCGUCUCCCUCCCCCGCACCACACGGGGCUGUAACCCGAGCCGCCGAGCCACUGCCUCCCCUCCGGAUCCUCCCCGGCGGCUCUGCGGCCCGGGCCCCCGCGCCUUGCUGCCCCAUGCAGCCCUGAGCCGCACAGCAAGUCUGCCAUGGGCCGCGGGGCCCGUGUCCCCUCGGAGGCCCCGGGGGCAGGCGUCGAGCGCCGCUGGCUUGGAGCCGCGCUGGUCGCCCUGUGCCUCCUCCCCGCGCUGGUGCUGCUGGCCCGGCUGGGGGCCCGGGCGGUGCCGGCCUGGAGCGCAGCGCAGGGAGACGUCGCUGCGCUGGGCCUCUCGGCGGUCCCCCCCACCCGGGUCCCGGGCCCACUGGCCCCCCGCAGACGCCGCUACACGCUGACUCCAGCCAGGCUGCGCUGGGACCACUUCAACCUCACCUACAGGAUCCUCUCCUUCCCGCGGAACCUGCUGAGCCCGCGGGAGACGCGGCGGGCCCUAGCUGCCGCCUUCCGCAUGUGGAGCGACGUGUCCCCCUUCAGCUUCCGCGAGGUGGCCCCCGAGCAGCCCAGCGACCUCCGGAUAGGCUUCUACCCGAUCAACCACACGGACUGCCUGGUCUCCGCGCUGCACCACUGCUUCGACGGCCCCACGGGGGAGCUGGCCCACGCCUUCUUCCCCCCGCACGGCGGCAUCCACUUCGACGAUAGCGAGUACUGGGUCCUGGGCCCCACGCGCUACAGCUGGAAGAAAGGCGUGUGGCUCACGGACCUGGUGCACGUGGCGGCCCACGAGAUCGGCCACGCGCUGGGCCUGAUGCACUCACAACACGGCCGGGCGCUCAUGCACCUGAACGCCACGCUGCGCGGCUGGAAGGCGUUGUCCCAGGACGAGCUGUGGGGGCUGCACCGGCUCUACGGAUGCCUCGACAGGCUGUUCGUGUGCGCGUCCUGGGCGCGGAGGGGCUUCUGCGACGCUCGCCGGCGGCUCAUGAAGAGGCUCUGCCCCAGCAGCUGCGACUUCUGCUACGGUGAUGCCCACGGGGUCAGGACAGGGCUGCGUGGGAGCUGGGUCUUGGCCAUGGUCUGGGCCGAGGGGGCACUGAUGGGGCUCUUUCCCCCACCCGGAGCAGAAUUCCCCUUCCCCACGGUGGCCACCACCCCACCGCCCCCCAGGACCAAAACCAGGCUGGUGCCUGAGGGCAGGAACGUGACCUUCCGCUGCGGCCAGAAGAUCCUCCACAAGAAAGGGAAAGUCUGGUACAAGGACCAGGAGCCCCUGGAGUUCUCCUACCCCGGCUACCUGGCCCUGGGCGAGGCGCACCUGAGCAUCAUCGCCAACGCCGUCAAUGAGGGCACCUACACCUGCGUGGUGCGCCGCCAGCAGCGCGUGCUGACCACCUACUCCUGGCGAGUCCGUGUGCGGGGCUGAGCCCGGCUGAUAAAGCACUUUCUCUCUGA
This is a messenger RNA of Gorilla gorilla gorilla (western lowland gorilla), 1751 nucleotides long. It is a transcript of the gene MMP23B, whose product is annotated as matrix metallopeptidase 23B. The transcript has 7 exons. Bases 451 to 1722 code for a protein of 423 amino acids. The record is from RefSeq and is a predicted model, not a curated record. Gene Ontology annotation, biological process: extracellular matrix organization; collagen catabolic process; proteolysis. Gene Ontology annotation, molecular function: metalloendopeptidase activity; zinc ion binding. Lineage: Eukaryota; Metazoa; Chordata; Mammalia; Primates; Hominidae. Gene Ontology annotation, cellular component: extracellular matrix.